AUGUCGACCACCAUCAGAUUGCUUGAUGGGAAGGCGCUGGCUCCUAACGCCUCUGUUGCGGAGCAAGAUGCUUUCUGCGAGGCACUCAUCGAGGGGUUCAGUAAGCAGGGCAUGGUGAAACUGAUCAACCAUGGGAUCCCGGACGAAGACAUCGACGGUAUUUUCCAGUGGAACCGGAAGUUCUUUCAACUGCCCGAUCACGUCAAGCGCAGCGUGGCGCAUCCCCCCCGCGCCAACCCGAACCGGGGCUGGGUGUGCGCCGGCCAAGAGAGAUCGGACAACAUCACAGACUUUGAAAAGGGCGUCAAGCAGAGGGCGAACAAAGAUGGCGUCUUUGAUCUCAAGGAAUCCUUCGAUACGGGCGCCAUCGACGAUCCGCUCUACGCCAACAAAUGGCCCGCAGAAUCGGACAUCCCGGGCUUCCGGGCACACAUGGAAAAAUUCUACGACAUGUGCCAAGACGUGCACAUUGGCAUCCUGCGGGCGCUCGAGCGCGGCUUCCGGGGCCGCGGCGUCAAGGUCGACCUCGUCGAACGGUGUCGCGAAAACGUCAGCGAGAUGCGCUUGAACUACUAUCCUCCAAUCGACAUCCCCUCCCUCCGCACGGGUCGCAUGUCGCGCAUCAGCGAGCACACCGACUUCGGGACGGUGACGCUCCUCUUCCAAGACAGCGUCGGCGGGCUGGAAGUCGAGUCGCAAAGCGCGCCGGGGACGUAUUUCCCCGUGGAAGCGAGCUCGGCGAGCGAGAUCCUGGUCAACAUUGGCGACUCGCUGCAGCGGCUGACCAACGACGUGCUGACGUCGGUCAGCCACCGGGUGACGGUGCCGGUCAGCGAGCGCGACCGCGAGGCCGGGGUGCUGGCGCCGCGGUACAGCGUCGCGUAUUUCGCGAAAGUGGCGCGCGGAGAGAGCUUGAAGCCCAUCGAGGUGUUUGUCGAUGAGGAGCGGGGGUGUCCGGCGAAGUAUCCGGACCUCACGGCGUGGGAGUGGAAUCAGAUCAAGUUGCAGAAGAUUUAUGGGUGA
Diplodia corticola is the source of this 1023-nucleotide messenger RNA. Its product is annotated as clavaminate synthase-like protein. The record is from RefSeq and is a predicted model, not a curated record. The coding region runs from base 1 to 1023 and encodes 340 amino acids. Lineage: Eukaryota; Fungi; Ascomycota; Dothideomycetes; Botryosphaeriales; Botryosphaeriaceae. Gene Ontology annotation, molecular function: dioxygenase activity. The transcript has 4 exons.